CAUAAAUGAUGAGAGGUUAAAUCAAGGAGGCAAAUAAAACAGAAACACAAACCCAGAGGAGAAAGGAAAAAAAAGGACAACAAAAGAGGGAGAGAGAGAGAAAGAAACAGGAAAGGGUGUGACUUUUUCAUUUACUUAUAAUAUCCAUUUAAUCAGGCUCAGCUUUCCCACUCUUUUUAAGGCAAGAACAUGAUAUAGUUCUGUAAGAUCUGCAAGUGGGAAAAUAUAACUUAAAGGAGGCUGCUGCAAUGGAUGUGGUUCAGUUGCAAAGGCAGUUGGUUGACUAUAGAACCUCACUCUAUCAUGAGGGGUUUCUGGAUGAGCAAUUUACCCAACUUCAAGAACUUCAAGAUGAAAAUAACCCACAUUUUGUGGUUGAAGUGGUGUCUCUUUUCUUUGAAGAUUCUGAAAGACAUCUCAAUGAACUGACUACAGCUCUAGAGCAGCAGAGUGUAGAUUUCAGAAGGGUGGAUGCUCAUGUUCACCAGCUCAAAGGAAGCAGCUCCAGCAUUGGUGCUCAGAGAGUUCAGCAAGUCUGCAUAGCCUUCCGCAACUACUGCGAGGAGCAGAAUGUUGAAGGGUGUCUUGAAUGUCUGCAACAAGUGAAGCAUGAGUAUUCCCUGGUGAAAACCAAGCUUGAAUCUAUGUUCCAGCUUGAACAACAGAUCUUGACUGCUGGAGGCUCAAUUCCUAUGUAAUAGUUGCUUCAAAGAGACCUAUAAUCAUCUGCAGAGAAAAACAAGGGAGCAAAAUGGGAUUUUGGCUAUGUAGAAAAGUUUUUUCUUGUCUUUGUUGCUUGUAUCAUAUCCAGUGUAUGAGCAAUGACAAAGAAUGUGAAUAAACCCUUCCAUCUGAUCUUUCCUCUCCAUUGCUGAAUGUUUAUUGAUCAUUCAAUUCUUGCACCAAUAGUUAUCAAAUCAAUUUAGGAACAACAUAUGGACAAAUGAAACAAAUCUUAUCAGGACUAACCCUCCAUCCUUUGGAACAAACUUCGACUUUUGAAAUCGGAUAUACAUAAAUUAAAGAUACCAGAGUUGCUGUUGAGGUCUAAUGAGACAAAACAAUUCCUAUACCUGAAAACGGCGAUUUGCCAAACUAUUGGACAGUCAUUAUCCAUUCAAAUGAAUUACAUCUUCAACUGAGACCAGACCUCGCCAAAUCUUGACUUAGCUCCCAAGACUAUCAGUUUCUUGUGUUGUAUGUUGGCAUGUCUCCGGCCGAAGCGCAAGCAUGUAAGAUAAGCUGGAGCACCAAAAUGACAGAACAUUGUCUCAACUCAUAGAAACAAGAACGAGUUCUUCCUGUUUCAAUUCCGACCUAAUCCAACAGUAACCGCUCAGCUCAUUUCUCUCUGACCUUUUAAAGCAUGGUUCAGAACAUGUCAAUUGGAUCGGUCAUUUUAGCAAAACAAGACUGCUAGAGAUGGUAGUGUGGCACAUCGGAGAGGGUGAGUCAUUAUUAUUUCAUCCAGCAGUUUGGUAUAGGAGAUUAUUUAUCUAAACAUCCAGAACAACAAUCCAUAGUAGGUAAAAGAAGCAGUCUACUGGUGCAACAGUUAUCUUGACAGGCUAAAUGGAUACACAUGCAACAAUUAGGUCAAUAAGC
This is a messenger RNA of Durio zibethinus, 1605 nucleotides long. Its product is annotated as histidine-containing phosphotransfer protein 1-like. Gene Ontology annotation, biological process: phosphorylation; cytokinin-activated signaling pathway; phosphorelay signal transduction system. Gene Ontology annotation, cellular component: nucleus; cytoplasm. The record is from RefSeq and is a predicted model, not a curated record. NCBI's taxonomy places the organism in Eukaryota, Viridiplantae, Streptophyta, Magnoliopsida, Malvales, Malvaceae. Gene Ontology annotation, molecular function: protein histidine kinase binding; histidine phosphotransfer kinase activity.